Pichia kudriavzevii is the source of this 342-nucleotide messenger RNA. RefSeq lists its product as uncharacterized. Gene Ontology annotation, cellular component: prefoldin complex. The coding region runs from base 1 to 342 and encodes 113 amino acids. NCBI's taxonomy places the organism in Eukaryota, Fungi, Ascomycota, Pichiomycetes, Pichiales, Pichiaceae. The transcript has a single exon. Gene Ontology annotation, biological process: protein folding. The record is from RefSeq and is a predicted model, not a curated record.
AUGGCUGAUGUUAAUUCAAUGAUAGGGGAAAUGAGAGCACAACUCAGUCAACAUCAAACCGAGCUACAUAGGACGAUAGCAGCCAUUGAAAGGGUUACGAGGAGUAAUACAGUAGUGGAGAAAUCUGUUGCUGAUAUUAGAAGCACCGGUAAGGAUUGUGUCUGGCAGGCCGUUGGCCGUACGUUUGUCAAAACGCCACUUGAGGAAUACGAGAUGCUUAUGAAGAAUCAAAUUAGGGAAAACAUUGACACCAUGAACACUUUGAACAAAAAGAAACAUUACCUUGAAACAUCCAUUAAGAAUACCAUCGAAAGUUUAAAGCAAGUAACUUUAGGUGCAUGA